AAUUUAUUCUAUCCUCACCGGAAAUAAGAAUUCACGGUUAAAAACCGAACAGAAAGGAUAAAAGGAACCACCCAUAACGGCCAAGAACCCGAUAAUUAAAAGCCCCACACCGAAAUCCCUCCCUUCCCCACCCCCAAAAUGGGAAGCUCAAACACUGCCUUGAACGACGACGACGAUUCCGCCACCGAAUCCGACAACGACACCGCCACCAGGACCGACACCGAUUCCGACACCGACUCCGAAACCGAAACUGAUGAGGAAUUCCGUAAGCGCUAUGAUACCGGCCCUUUCAGAGAAGGCGAAAAAGUCCUCGCUUACCAUAACCUCCGCAUUUACGAAGCCAAAGUCUUAAAAUUUGAUAACCGGAGCAACGGCUGGCAUUAUUUCGUUCAUUAUCUUGGGUGGAAUAAAAACUGGGAUGAAUGGGUAGCUGUGGAUAGGUUAAUGAAAUUCACAGAAGAAAAUCGACAGAAACAGGAGGCGCUUAACAAGAAACUGGCGGAAGAAAAGAAGGCUGAAUUUCAUACGUCAAAGAGAGGAGCUGGGCGUGUGUUUCAUUUUAAACUGAAACACCCCAAAGGUUGUAGGGGCAAAAAGCGAAAGAACGAUUCUAUCAGCAAGGAGAAGAGUGCUGUACCUUCAGAAAAGAUUGCGAGCAUUCAACUUCCACUAACCCUGAAGAAGCAACUAGUUAAUGAUUGUGAAUUUAUUACUCAUUUGGGAAAGCUUGUUAAACUUCCACGUAUUCCAAACGUGGAAGACCUAUUGAAGAUGUAUCUUGAUUACAGAUCUAAGAAAGAUGGCACUAAUGCAUGUAGCGUAACAGAUUCAGUUCGAGAAAUUUUUAAAGGGAUACGUGUUUACUUUAACAAAGCAUUGCCCGUGAUGCUUUUGUACAAAAGUGAGCGUCAACAAUAUGACGAUACCGUUACAGAGGACAUCUGUCCAUCCACAGUAUACGGUGCCGAACAUCUGCUGCGUCUCUUUGUCAAGUUGCCUGAAUUAUUGGUGCGUGCAGACAUUGAAGCGGAGACAUUGUUGGAGUUGCAGCAAAAAUUAGUCGACUUUCUCAAGUUCCUGCAGAAGAAUCAGAAUACAUUGUUUCUUUCUACUUACCAUGUUGCAGAAGAUGUUGAGACGAGCACCAAUAAACAAGAUAAUUAAUUUCGGACCUGUUUGCCAACCCUUUGUACAUACACCAAAGAGUGGUUGGUAGAUCCUUCCUACUAUUAAAUCUACCCUCUUAUGUAGGCUAGAAAAUUUUUUUUGAAAAUUGAGAUGUUUGUAUUGCCUUUAAGAACAAUUUGUAUCUAUAAAGUUGUACGAGAUUCCAUAGUUAAAGCUCAUUUGCUUGUCCUGUC
Molecule: messenger RNA, 1361 nt
Organism: Theobroma umbraticum
Lineage: Eukaryota; Viridiplantae; Streptophyta; Magnoliopsida; Malvales; Malvaceae
Product: protein MRG1-like
Biological process (GO): chromatin organization; regulation of DNA-templated transcription
Cellular component (GO): nucleus; histone acetyltransferase complex
Source: RefSeq, a predicted model, not a curated record